AUGGCCAAGCUCCUCGCGCUCGUCGCGGGCGCCCGCGCGGCGCACCACCACCUGAACCCGACCAUGCCCUACACGAUCACCAACGAGGCGCCGGGCCACGAGGGCGAGUCGCGCGAGUUCUCCGGCGCCGCCUACUUUGACGUCGACAGCCCCGUUUUGACCAUGCGCUACUCGGAGGUCGCCUGGCGCACGCUGCCCGCCGUGCCGCUGCCCGCGGAAGUCGUCGCGAAAUACGCGAACGCGACCAUCGCCGUCACGGGCUUCGAGGUCGACGUGCUGCGCGAUCUGGGCAACGGCGCGACGGAGUCCGUCGCCGCGUACGACUCGUACAACCACCACUACGGCGUGCAACUCUUAAGUUCCGCCGUCCGGCUCUCCUCCGACGCCGCGGGCGCGGCCGCGGGCGCCUUCUACGGCCACGCCAAGGUCCUCGACGUGGAGGUCGCCGAGGGCGCGGCGCCCCCGGGCGCGCGCCUCGCGCAGUCCUUCGUCCACGGCAACGGCCAGGAGCACCGCCAGAUGUUCCACGGCGCGCCCCCCGGCUACGCGCGGCGGCUCUGGAGCCCGUCGGCGUUCGUCGUCGCGCCCGUGCAGAUCUCGACGAACGACGGCGACGGCGACCCGGGCCAGGGCCCGCUGCCGGCCAUCAAGCGGCCCGGCGGCGCGACGCCCGCCCGCGCCGCCUGCCCCCGCACGACGCGGAACAAGAUCAACGCGACGGCGGGCACCGUCGACGGCCGCGCGUUCGACGGCGACUGCGACCGCGCGGAGCCCCUCAGCGACCUGAACGCGACGAAGAACCCGACGUGCGAGGCCGCGACGUACGUCGGCGGGCUGAGCUGCUGCGCCGACGGCGCCUUCCUGCUGGACGCGGACCAGGAGCCGCCGGCCUUCGAGGACCGCGUCUUCUUCCGCUUCCGCUUCUACUACGACGACUGGGACGACGACAAGUACGCGGACAUCGAGCACGUCGAGUGGGCCGCGAACGGCUGCGACAGCGGCUGCUCGGGCGGCGGCUGCGCCAACGCCUGCGGCCACAUCGAGUUCGACGUCGUCCGGGGCGUCGGGUCCGACGAAGGGGACGACGUCCAGAUCUUCCAGUCGACGUUCCCCGCGGGCGAGAUGCUCGCGUCGUCGUGCAAGCCCACGGACUGCCAGUGCAUGGGGGCCGACACGGUCGGCGAGUCGGGCUUCGCGCUGGUCAUGGCCGCGAGCCACUGCCACGCGCCGAACUGCAUCCGCCAGGUGCUGAAGAACCUCGACUCGGGCGAGAUCCUCUGCGACGGGAAGACCCGGGUCGGCUCGUCGGAGAAGGUCUUCGACGAGGCGGGCUACCUCUUCACGCCGCCGUGCCUCUGGGGCGCGGCCGCGGACGGCCUGCUCGCGCCGCCGGUGCUGAAGAAGGACACGACGCUCCAGAUGCUCACCUACUUCAACUCGACCUACGCCCACCCGGGCCAGAUGGGCAUCUGGCAGAUGAAAGCAACAGCCUUGUCCGCCUAG
Aureococcus anophagefferens is the source of this 1503-nucleotide messenger RNA. RefSeq lists its product as hypothetical. The transcript is spliced from 2 exons. Lineage: Eukaryota; Pelagophyceae; Pelagomonadales; Pelagomonadaceae. The coding region runs from base 1 to 1503 and encodes 500 amino acids. The record is from RefSeq and is a predicted model, not a curated record.